GACCGGUCGUUUUUAGGUUUUCCUCAACAUUGUAAUCUCUGUCGUGUUUUCCUGGGCCUCGUUCGAGAGAUUUGUAGAGACAGGUUGUUCUGGGUUUAUGCAAUUUUCGAACUCAAUCUCUUCUUCUUAUUCAAAUCAACAAGAUUUAGUUUCUUUUAUCCUCCAAAUCGAGAAUGAGUAGUGCGUCGACAUUGAGUUCAAUUUGCUUCGAACAAGGAUGCUGGUUCAAGGGUGAAAGGAAGAUUAGAGUAACGGAUAAGGUAGUGAAGAGGCCAUCUUCGAUGAGCUUCAGAGUUUCAGCCACUAGCUCUGCUUCUAAGGAUAUUCGUAUUGGUCUUCUUGGUGCAAGUGGCUACACCGGUGCUGAGAUCGUUAGGCUUCUUGCAAACCAUCCGCAUUUCGGUGUCACUCUGAUGACUGCAGAUAGAAAAGCUGGGCAGUCUAUGGAUAGCGUUUUCCCUCACCUCAGAGCUCAAAAACUACCUAGAUUGGUCUCAGUAAAGGAUGCAGAUUUCUCUUCUGUGGAUGCUGUCUUCUGCUGCUUACCUCAUGGAACAACUCAGGAAAUCAUCAAGGGACUUCCCACCACUUUAAAAAUUGUUGAUCUUUCAGCGGACUUCCGGUUGCGUGACAUCUCUGAAUAUGAAGAAUGGUAUGGUCAGCCACACCAGGCAGUAGAGUUACAGAAAGAAGUUGUGUAUGGAUUAACAGAGUUACUAAGGGAUGACAUCAAAAAGGCUCGGCUUGUGGCUAAUCCAGGCUGUUACCCUACUUCGGUUCAGCUUCCUCUUGUUCCUCUUCUAAAGGAAAAUCUUAUCAAACAUGAAAACAUUAUCAUCGACGCAAAAUCUGGUGUUAGUGGAGCAGGACGUGGUGCUAAGGAGGCGAAUCUUUAUUCUGAGAUAGCUGAAGGCAUUUCUUCUUAUGGUGUCACACGCCAUCGCCAUGUUCCUGAAAUUGAACAAGGGUUGUCUGAUGUUGCACAAUCAAAAGUAACAGUCAGUUUUACGCCCCAUCUCAUGCCAAUGAUCCGCGGGAUGCAAUCUACUAUAUAUGUGGAAAUGGCUCCAGGAGUUAAAACAGAAGACUUAUACCAGCAACUAAGAUCCUCUUAUGAGGAUGAAGAAUUUGUCAAAGUGUUGGAGGAAGGAGUUGUUCCUCGGACACACAACGUUAGAGGAUCCAACUAUUGUUUUAUGAAUGUGUUCCCUGAUCGUAUCCCUGGACGAGCUAUCAUAAUCUCAGUGAUUGAUAAUCUUGUGAAAGGAGCUUCAGGGCAAGCGUUGCAGAACCUUAACAUAAUGAUGGGAUUACCAGAAACAAUGGGACUUCUUCACCAGCCGCUUUUCCCUUAAGGCAACUUCUUUUCUUCUGUGUCUAGAAGAUUUCAGCUGUCUUAAGUUGUUUGUUUCUACUCUUUUAUCUUCAGAGGACCAUUGUAAGGCACCAUGAUUUAUUAUAAAGACUUGAACCCUCUUCUCUUACCAUUACAGACAAUUGGUUUUGUUUGUUUGUUAAUUACGUUACAGAACUUAUAUUGUUAAAUCCUCUUCGUCUUUAAUGAUUUUUUUCAGAACACAA
Eruca vesicaria subsp. sativa (arugula) is the source of this 1581-nucleotide messenger RNA. NCBI's taxonomy places the organism in Eukaryota, Viridiplantae, Streptophyta, Magnoliopsida, Brassicales, Brassicaceae. The record is from the annotation of a GenBank genome assembly.